AUGGACUUGGAAUCACUGUGCAACUUGCCUUUCACGCAGACCCGCAUUACCUUGAUUUAUUACAGCCGCUUCAUCGAAUAUUUCGCUGUGUACGCCGCGAUCUUGUACAAGCUGCGCGAGUCGGACUUCUUUGAAUUGCACCGCCAAGCGAAGAUCGUGGAUCGUCAGGUACAGACAGGAGACGAAGAACAAGCAAAUACCGAAGAGGACGGCUGGACGGGAGCCACCGUCGCGAUCACCAUGCUGAAAGCGAAGGUCGUGUCAACUCCAAUUUUGAAACAUUUCGACCCGGAUCGCCCACCAGGGAUCAUUGUCUACGCGAAUAAGUGGGCGAUCGCCGCGGCUCUGAUGCAGGAACAUAACGGUGUAUUCUGGCCAGUGACCUUCACCAGUCGCAUCUUGAAGACGAACGAGCUCAAUUACGGGAUUGUCGUGAAGGAGGUCUUUGCCUUGCAAAGAAUCUUCAACAUUUGCCACACCAUGUUGGUCGCCAAAGCGUUCAAGGCGCUGUCACGAUACUCGACGCUGGCUUGA
Phytophthora megakarya is the source of this 534-nucleotide messenger RNA. The record is from the annotation of a GenBank genome assembly. Lineage: Eukaryota; Oomycota; Peronosporomycetes; Peronosporales; Peronosporaceae.